UUAAAAUAUAAAUGCAAUGGUGUUCUUACAUGCACUCAGAAGAGGAACGCUUAUUGAAGAAACAUAAAUUUCACAGCUUGACAUAUUGUUAUAUGCAUAGUGGAUAAGAUAAUAAUAGUAGUUUAUAAUAUAAUAGUUUUAGUUUUUUUUUUAUAUUUUUUUUUGUAACAAUCUGUCAAUAUUACAGUUCAAUCACUGACCCAUAGGGCUCUUCGAUUGACACCCGAUCUGUACUCAUCACAUGCUCAUGUGUGCUAUCAAGUUUGAAAGGGGUCUUCGAUUGACGCCCGAUCUGUAGUCUACUCGUCACAUCACAUGCUCUUGUGUGCUAUCAGGUGUGAAAGGGGUCUUUGUUUGACACCCGAGUACUCGUCAAAUCACAUGCUCAUGUGUGCUAUCAGGUGUGUAAUGAGUGAGCUGCUGUGUUUUGCUCUUACCAAUACCAUUCCUGUGCUCAUCACGUCACGCACAAGUGCAAAAUAUUCGCGCGUUUCAUCCUACUCAGGGGCCAGCUCUGUGCCAUCAUUAGAAAUUAGAGUAUGGAAAAAAUUAUUAUUCCUGAUUAUCACGAUGGGGAAUUUAUGUGCCCUAAAAUGGGGGCAAAGCUGGCCUCUCUCUUUGGUCUGGACCGAGCAGAGAGUCAGGGAAAUGAGUCCUUUCAAUUCACUGCCCCUAAACAGCCAAAAAAGACCUGCGCCAAAUUAGGUGCUCCUCAGAAGCCCGCUCAUCCUCCAUGUGCUCCAGCUGUGCAGUUUGCUACAGCUGUUCACGCAUUCUGCUUUGUGAAUGGACAGUAUGUGAAGCAAGGAAAGUUAGGAGCUGCUGUUUUAGGGAACCAUGUCACCAAAGAGUACAAGAUUCUCUUGUAUGGCAGUAAGCAAAAACAGAUCACUACGGCUAGAAUCUAUCGUGGAUUUGUCCUCACAGUUCAGCCCUGUAACUAUGUCACUUUCUAUGAUGACCAACAACAGAGCUGGUCUUUAAUGUUUGACUCAGAAAAGUCCAGGCCUGAGUUCUGUAAGGAGGUGUGUGUGGCCAGGUGGAACAGUGACGCUUCAUCAGACACUCUGAUCAGCCAGGACCUUGCCCAAGGUGAAGGUCAAGCUGUUGAUGUUGGGGACUCAGUUGAGGUGGCCUAUUCUGGAUGGCUUUUACAGAACCAUUCUCUAGGACAGAUAUUUGUUUCUAAUCUGGGAAAAGAAAAGCUGCAGCGAGUAAAGCUUGGAGCAAGCAAAGCUCUGAGGGGAUGGGAGGAUGGGAUGCUUGGGAUGCAGAAAGGAGGUCGACGGCUCCUUAUCGUCCCUCCUAAUAUGGUUUCAAAGGGCGUCCCUAACCAUGUGCCAGAAAACAGCACUCUGGUCUAUGAUGUAGAGAUUCAUAGAGUUAAAAUCUCCAAAGUGCGACAUAGAGGGGGAUCAGUUGACACCUUCAGUACAUCUCCAGGAACCUGUACAGACACACUGAGUGAAGAAAACACCAGGCAAAUGGUCACAGAUACAGAGGAGUCAGAAGAACAAGCUCCUAAGGGGAAGGUGCAAUCUGUUAUUGAAUACCUGACAACAACAGGUACAUCUAAGGCCAAGCUGAUCUCACGUAUAGCCAAGAUGGGUCAACCCAUGCUUCCAUUUCUCACUGGAGCCAUUCCAACUCAGCCCGACCCCAGUGACUCAGAAACCGAGGAUACAAGUGAGUCUGGACGUAUCUGUGAUCUCUCUCCUUCACCCUCCUCAAAACCUGCACAAAUGCCCUGCAGUCCUUCAUCUUUGUUAUGUCAGCCCGAUGAUGUUCAGAAACAGGACGCAGUGCCACCUCACGCAGACUUGAACACUACUCAAGACUUUCAGGAUCAACAGCCGAAUUCCUUUGGCCAAAAUCCAUAUUUUUCAUCACAGCUAAAUUCAUUUCCUUCAAUCUACCCAUCCCACAGUCCAUACAAAAAUCCUGAUAUUACAUCAUACUUGAUGUCUGAGGCUCGUCAGCAUAACACAGAAAUCCUCCUGGCUAUAGAAAAGGUGGCGCACAGGAUGGACCAACUCACCUGCAAGGUGGACGAGUUGCAAAAAGAUGGUCACUCUUUUGGAGUCUCCUUAGAAACAAACAUGAUCCUACACAACAUUCAGAGAAUCUUUCAGUGUAAGGAGAGCAUGUGUCUGAAGAAGGAGGUUCUGGAGAAAAGUUCUCAGGAGGAGGAACAGAACCCCAAAAUAGGGGUGCUGAGUGGAGAGAAUAAAAGGUCUAUGGAGCAGCAACACACCCAGACGUGCCGCCUUCAGGCUGAACAGGAAGAGGUUCAUUUAUGUGGGGAAUUGAGUUCCUCCACCACCACACAAGCAUAUCAGCUGCAGCAGGAGAUGGUGAAUCUCCAGCGGAGGGUGACAGAAAUCCAGGCUGAUCUCAGCGCAGCCCUGGAGGACAAGCACAAGCACUGUGCUCAGAUCAGCCUUCUGGAGGAACAAGUGAAAGAGCUCGUGGGGCAAGAAGAACAGUCUGAGCAGCGGUGGAGAGCAGAAAAGCAGAAGUGCAAAGAGAUGGAAAAAAUUAUACAAAACAUGGAUGAUGAGAUGCAAGAUCUGAGGGCUGAAAAGGAGAAUCUCCAUCAGUAUGUGGAUUUAAGGAAGACAUCACAAAAUAGGAAAAAGCCGUUUGAGACCAAGUUGGUGGUUCAGGUGAAGCGAGUGAUGAAUGGACUGUUUCAGUCCCUCAAGACAGGGUUUGAUCCGCAGAAGUCUUACAGUGGACACACAGUGUGCGAGAUUCUCCAAAACACCAUCAAGAGUAUCACCAUAAAACUUUGGGAGAUUGAAUCAGGCGUAGAUAAAGUGGAAGAAGAGUACGGUACCUACUAAGAUCUACUGAAGAAAUGCUUUCAGAUGGAAAACAUGCAGAAGGAAGAACAUGAAAUGAAGGAAAAAACAUUAAAACAUUAAAAACAUUAAUGUUUGGUAUUUUAAGGCCAACAUUAAAAAUGGUAUUUGGUAUUUUUGUUGAUCAGGAAACCUGCAGAUACUGUACAUGUGAAAAAGCACCAUUGAAACAAAAGCUUUACUGACCCUAAAAGGAGAAUUUAUAUUGACCAGUCACAGUUGAAGAGGCUAAAUAAUGUCCAAUAAAUGAUUCUAUAAAAAAUAUAUAUUUUAUAUUUAAAAU
This is a messenger RNA of Pimephales promelas (fathead minnow), 3147 nucleotides long. Lineage: Eukaryota; Metazoa; Chordata; Actinopteri; Cypriniformes; Leuciscidae. The record is from RefSeq and is a predicted model, not a curated record.